GCUCCCGCUUUACUCCACAGCAACAACCGCUCCAACACUUCAGUUCUCACUCCACAGCUCAGAGUCAGAGCUACUAGCAAUGGCAGCGGCGACCAUGGCGCUCUCCUCCCCCGCGAUGGCCGGCACCCCGGUGAAGGUCUCCAGGGCCACCCCCUUCGGCGAGGGCCGCAUCACCAUGCGCAAGACGGCCGCCAAGCCCAAGGUGUCCGCGUCCGGCAGCCCGUGGUACGGCUCCGACCGCGUGCUCUACCUCGGCCCACUCUCCGGCGAGCCCCCGAGCUACCUCACCGGCGAGUUCCCGGGCGACUACGGCUGGGACACCGCCGGGCUCUCCGCCGACCCCGAGACCUUCGCCAAGAACCGCGAGCUCGAGGUCAUCCACUGCCGCUGGGCUAUGCUUGGUGCCCUCGGCUGCGUCUUCCCCGAGCUGCUCGCCCGCAACGGCGUCAAGUUCGGCGAGGCCGUCUGGUUCAAGGCCGGCUCCCAGAUCUUCAGCGAGGGAGGCCUUGACUACCUCGGCAACCCCAGCCUUGUCCACGCCCAGAGCAUCCUUGCCAUCUGGGCCUGCCAGGUUGUACUCAUGGGCGCCGUCGAGGGGUACCGUGUUGCCGGUGGCCCGCUCGGUGAGAUUGUUGACCCACUCUACCCAGGCGGCAGCUUCGACCCCCUUGGCUUGGCUGACGACCCAGAGGCAUUCGCUGAGCUCAAGGUGAAGGAGAUCAAGAACGGCCGCCUCGCCAUGUUCUCCAUGUUUGGGUUCUUCGUCCAGGCCAUUGUCACCGGCAAGGGUCCCCUCGAGAACCUGGCCGACCACCUGUCCGACCCAGUGAACAACAACGCCUGGGCCUUCGCCACCAACUUCGUCCCCGGCAAGUGAGCUUAGUUAGCAAGCUCCAGCGCCUGCUCUAUGCUGAGGCGCUUGGCCGACGACGUCAUUGUUGAUGAUGGAUGCUGCUGCAUGUGUCGAGAUUGAGUCAGGAGUCAGGACUGAUAGAUGUUGCAUGUGAAAGUCAGAGAUGAGGAGUUGGUGUUGUACACUAAAGAUGGUGUUUGUGUAAUAUCCCUCGGUUAUUUGUGAGAUGAAUCCGGGCAUCUUUGUUCUUCUGCUCA
Molecule: messenger RNA, 1110 nt
Organism: Brachypodium distachyon (stiff brome)
Lineage: Eukaryota; Viridiplantae; Streptophyta; Magnoliopsida; Poales; Poaceae
Product: chlorophyll a-b binding protein of LHCII type 1
Exons: 1
Coding region: 80-877 (265 amino acids)
Biological process (GO): photosynthesis, light harvesting in photosystem I; response to light stimulus
Cellular component (GO): chloroplast envelope; chloroplast thylakoid membrane; plastoglobule
Source: RefSeq, a predicted model, not a curated record